AUGGCAGCUACUGGGCGCCUGAGCUCCACAUCCAGCAACAGCUCCUGCGGCAGCUCGGAGUACUCUGGGGAGGUCGUCCCCCACCCCCCAGGUCUGCCAAAGUCUGACCCCGGCCACUGGUGGGCCAGCUUCUUCUUCGGGAAGAUGACUCCCCCGGCCAUGACGACCGUGUCGGAGUCCCCGGAGAGCUUGGGAGCGCUGCCGGUGGCGACGGGACCGAUGCCGUGUGCCCUGGUGCCGGCCCCGGGAGCGGGACGCCGGCGCCACCCAGCCAGGCUGUUUGGCCCGUCUGUGAUCAGCCCCAUAGCUCGAUGA
This is a messenger RNA of Opisthocomus hoazin, 315 nucleotides long. Lineage: Eukaryota; Metazoa; Chordata; Aves; Opisthocomiformes; Opisthocomidae. The record is from RefSeq and is a predicted model, not a curated record.